CAUUAGUCGGUUGUUCCGCUGCCGGCAGACUGAAGAAGGAGAAGAAGGAGAAGAAGGAGAAGAGAGAAAGCAGAAGUGACUCUAACAUCCAAACCAGAGAGAGCUUUAUAUGACACCGAGUUACAGCCGAGAUACAGAAUAAACUCACCGACCCGCUGCAGGUGACCGACGAUGGCUGUGAACGUGUACUCGACCUCAGUGACCAGUGACAACUUGAGUCGUCAUGACAUGUUGGUCUGGAUCAAUGACUCUCUAAAGAUGAACCUCACCAAGAUAGAAAUGCUGUGUACAGGUUCUGCCUACUGCCAGUUCAUGGACAUGCUGUUUACCGGCUCUGUGCCUCUGAAGAAAGUUAAAUUUGGUGCCAAGCUGGAGCAUGAAUACAUCCACAACUUCAAGCUUCUGCAGCUUUCCUUCAAAAAGAUGGUAAUCGACAAGAUCAUUCCAGUAGACAAACUGGUGAAGGGCAAGUUCCAGGACAACUUUGAGUUCGUCCAGUGGUUUAAGAAGUUCUUUGAUGCCAACUACGAUGGGAAAGACUACGACCCGGUGGAGGCGAGGCAGGGCCAGGGCCAGGGCCAGGACUCCAUGCCCAUCCCCGUCGCCACGUCAGCUCUCGCCAGAAACCCCAAAAAGGCCUUCAGUCAAGGUCAGAGCCCCGGUUUGUCUGCUCCUCAGAGGCCACCUGUUGCCAAGGUAGCGCCCAAGUUGGCCAACGUCAGCAUGAGGAAGCCGGGGAUGGGAGGAUCCGACGAGGAGAGGUCGGAGCUCACGAAUACGCUCAUGAAUGAGGUGGAGAUCCUGAAAUCUACCGUUCAGGACAUAGAGAAGGAGAGAGACUUUUAUUUUGGUAAGCUGCGGAAUAUUGAGCUGAUUUGCCAGGAGAAGGAAGGCGAGGGCGACCCGACGCUGCAGAGGAUCAUCGACAUCCUCUACGCCACAGACGAGGGUUUCGUGAUACCGGAUGCUGAGGAGCAGGAGGAGUUUUAAUAAUCAACCAACUUUUCACUUGGAUGCUCUGGUCUACAAACCCACCUCGAGAUCCUUCCUCAAGCCAAGACGGCCUGUUUGGUUUUAUAUCCAACACCAAACCUGAUCUCGACUUGUGCCCCCCUCCCCCCCAUACCCGAACCCCUAUCCUCUCCUGAACCCAGACCCCAGCCGCCGUACAGCUCAGCUCCUUCCUUACUGAAACAUCUUUUUACCAACAAUCAACGAAGCCUCGGUCACUGCCUCUUCUUCCUCCGCUCCCUCCCCUGUAAUCCCAUCCUUCCCAAAACCAGAUUGUGCAGCAGUACUGAUCUGGUUUUUUAAUGGACUUGAGUGUGAAAAACACGGUGAUGUUCUCUGUGCGUGCGUGCGUGUGUGUGCGUGCGUGUGUGUGCGUGCGUGUGUGUGUGUGUGUGUGUGUGUGUGUGUGUGUGUGUGUGAGAGAGAGAAUGUGUGUAUAUGUGUGUGUUUAACAAAAAAAAAAUAUUCAAUUUGAAAAGAAUAAAACAUGAAGAACCUCUGAAGGACC
This is a messenger RNA of Sebastes umbrosus (honeycomb rockfish), 1519 nucleotides long. Its product is annotated as microtubule-associated protein RP/EB family member 1-like. The transcript is spliced from 7 exons. Lineage: Eukaryota; Metazoa; Chordata; Actinopteri; Perciformes; Sebastidae. The coding region runs from base 172 to 990 and encodes 272 amino acids. Gene Ontology annotation, cellular component: microtubule organizing center; cytoplasmic microtubule; microtubule plus-end. The record is from RefSeq and is a predicted model, not a curated record. Gene Ontology annotation, biological process: spindle assembly; protein localization to microtubule plus-end; regulation of microtubule polymerization or depolymerization. Gene Ontology annotation, molecular function: microtubule plus-end binding.